AGGAGUCCCUAGAGGCCAGGGCGUGGGAGCGGGUCCUGAAGCGGCUUCGUCCUACUGCCCGCCGCCUGCCCACGCGGGACCCGGAGCCCAGCGGCGCGGCGGUCCCUGGGCCUGAGGAGAGGCGUUCUCUGUGGCCGAGUCCUGGGCCUGGGGGACCGGGCGGUGCGGGAGAGGCGCCUGGGCCUAGCCCAGCCCCAGCGCCUGUCACCCGGCGGCCGGUGCCCGCGGCUGCAAGCCUCGCCGCGCCCGCCCAGCCUGGGGCGGGCCCAGCCUCACCGCCCGGCCCGCCCCGCCCCAAGGGCCAGCCCCGCGCCGGGUGUUUCCGCUCCUCUCCCUGCGGCGGGAUAACCGCCUCGCACCUCCCGGGCGCGGUUCCCUGGCUCCGGCCGCGGGGGGAGCAUGGAGUUUGCGGAGCUGAUUAAGACCCCGCGGGUGGACAAUGUGGUGCUGCACCGGCCUUUCUACCCGGCUGUCGAGGGCACCCUGUGCCUGACGGGCCACCACUUGAUCCUGUCCUCCCGGCAGGACAACACGGAGGAGCUGUGGCUCCUUCAUUCAAACAUCGACGCCAUCGACAAGCGAUUUGUGGGAUCACUGGGUACCAUCAUCAUAAAAUGUAAAGAUUUUCGAAUUAUUCAGUUGGAUAUUCCUGGAAUGGAGGAAUGCUUGAAUAUAGCCAGUUCCAUUGAGGCAUUGUCUACCCUGGACUCCAUCACUCUGAUGUACCCUUUCUUUUACCGUCCUAUGUUUGAAGUGAUAGAAGAUGGCUGGCAUUCCUUCCUUCCUGAGCAAGAAUUUGAACUCUAUUCCUCAGCUACCAGUGAAUGGAGGCUCAGCUAUGUCAAUAAGGAUUUUGCUGUCUGUGCCUCUUACCCGCCAAUUGUCACGGUGCCCAAAUCCAUCGAUGAUGAAGCUCUUCGGAAGGUAGCUACAUUUCGGCAUGGAGGGCGCUUCCCAGUACUAAGCUAUUAUCACAAAAAAAAUGGGAUGGUAAUUAUGCGAAGUGGUCAGCCACUCACUGGCACAAAUGGGAGGAGGUGCAAGGAAGAUGAGAAGCUGAUCAAUGCUACCCUCAGGGCGGGAAAGCGUGGCUACAUCAUUGACACCCGAUCCCUGAACGUGGCUCAGCAAGCUAGAGCCAAAGGAGGUGGUUUCGAACAAGAAGCUCAUUAUCCCCAGUGGAGGCGAAUUCAUAAGUCCAUUGAGAGGUAUCACAUUCUUCAGGAGAGCUUAAUCAAACUUGUGGAAGCUUGUAAUGACCAAACACAUAACAUGGACCGAUGGCUCAGUAAAUUGGAGGCCUCUAACUGGCUGACUCACAUCAAAGAGAUUCUGACAGCUGCCUGCCUCGCGGCUCAGUGCAUCGACAGGGAAGGAGCAUCAAUACUGAUUCAUGGAACAGAAGGAACUGAUUCCACACUCCAGGUGACCUCCCUGGCCCAGAUCAUCUUGGAGCCAAGAAGCAGGACCAUCCGUGGUUUUGAGGCCCUGAUUGAAAGAGAGUGGCUGCAGGCUGGUCACCCGUUCCAGCAGCGCUGUGCACAGUCAGCCUACUGUAACACCAAGCAGAAGUGGGAGGCUCCUGUGUUUCUUCUCUUCUUGGACUGCGUGUGGCAGAUCCUUCGUCAGUUUCCCUGUUCUUUUGAAUUUAAUGAGAAUUUCCUCAUCAUGCUCUUUGAGCAUGCUUAUGCUUCACAGUUUGGAACAUUUCUGGGCAACAAUGAAAGUGAAAGGUGUAAGUUGAAGCUACAGCAGAAGACAAUGUCGUUGUGGUCCUGGGUCAAUCAGCCCGGGGAGCUGAGUCAAUUCACCAACCCCCUCUUCGAAGCCAACAACCUUGUCAUCUGGCCUUCAGUUGCUCCGCAGAGUCUCCCACUGUGGGAAGGCAUUUUCCUGCGUUGGAAUAGGUCCUCUAAGUAUUUGGAUGAAGCAUAUGAAGAAAUGGUUAACAUCAUUGAAUAUAAUAAGGAAUUACAAGCAAAAGUCAAUAUCCUUAGAAGGCAGUUGGCAGAACUGGAAACAGAGGACGGGAUGCAAGAGAGUCCCUGAAAGGUCUCCUCGCACCGUUUGCAAGGACCUUCCUGGGCCUGUGUCUGCCGUUCUCUCCUUGUGCCCUUCAGUUCACUUUUACACAGUAGCCUUGAAGUGAAGGCUUUAGACGUGGGACCCCUCUAAUGUAAUGGAUUUCUCAAUACUGUAUGAAUAAUGAAAGUUACUAUCAUAACUCACGUUUCAUGUGGCCUGUUAGGCCCUGUCACUUUGGGAGCCGGGAGGAGGUGCUAGUCAUUUUAUUUUUAUGUGAAAUAGAUGACCUAUUUAAUGCCGUUUGUGUUUCAUGCCAUUUUAUCCAAAGCUUUUCCUCUGUGUCCACUCUCCAAACAGCAUUCCACAGCAGUCAAGGAGACAAGUAAUCUCUCUAGGGACUAUUUGGUGGUUUAAAAAAAAAAGGUCAGACUUUUAAACACUCUUACCAUAGAAAUGUUUUUCAAAAUGGCAGCAAUUGAUAAACCAAGGAUUUUGUGUUGAACAAGCCAUUUCCAGUGUCUUUCACAUAAAAUAGCCAUUUGCUUUAAAAUAGUUUUGGACUAACAAAGCUGAAUCUAUCCUCAUUCUUGUUUGUCAAGAAAGGAAAAUCUGUUAUUCAAGGUAAAUUAUUUCUACAAGGGCAACAGGUAUGGUCCUCUGAUAUUUACAUUAAGAAGAGUUAAAUUUAUUUUAACGUAGACACUAAAAGUAUGUGCAAUAUAGAAUUAAAGAAGGAAUUUGUUACUGAUUGAGAACUGUUACUGUUGAAUUGGUUUUCAGGUUUGGACCAUACAUAUACAAUGUGUAUCAAAUGCUGGUUGUAAAAUUAAACCAUCAUCUAGAAUAGAGUUAAUUUGUUAUAAUCAAGGUACAAAUACGGUUUUCUUAAACCAGAGAUGCACCGCCCUUGUCUAAAGUUCUUAUUGUACUGGUUUGUAUGCGUAUGUGCGUUUUAUUGUGUGUGGUUUUUUUUUUUAAUUUGUAAGUAUUCUAAGAGUUUACUAAUACCAAGGUGAAAAUUUUCACGUUGACCUGAGCCUUUUGCAAAUUUAUUUUGGCUCUAUUGAUUUGUCCAUUAUGCGUUAGGCAAAUACAACUUAAGUGGAGGGGGAAAUUUAUGAAUAUAAGAUAGCUCUGUGUUUGAAGCCUCAGAAACAUAUUUGAGUGUUUCAGUGUUGUAGAAACAGUGAUGGCUGCAUUCACGCUCUGCUAGUCUAUGCCUGCAACUCCACAUGUUUGUGGUUCAGUAUUUCCCACCUACACUUCUGUUUGGUGACAUUGUUCAUUUUAACAAAUACGACCAAUUCUAGUUUUUCUUUAAAAGGAUAGUUUAUGAGUAAUCUUUAAAACUAUUUCCAUACCAUCUGUAUGUAACCAUUUAGAAGAGAACACACUACACUGCACUCUGCUUUAGAGCUGUGUGUUGAGCUAAAAAUAUUGUUUUUUAAAAAUCGACUGGCAAAAUCUAUGGCCACACUGAGAAGCCUUUGAAAAUGGCAAAUACUUUUCAUCACCAGUUGCCCAAGUUUCAUCUUUUUUCUGCUUCCUCAGCCUUGUAGCAAAGGCUACUCAGCAGCCCACAGUCUCUUUGGGAAAAUUUGCCUGCCGCCUUCUUUAAGCUUAGUUUAUUUUUGACUUACUUUCUUUGCUGUAGUUAUGAACCUUGGGGCUUUAAAAUCCCAUGGCAAGGAGCAUAAGAGAUGUUCUCAUAGCUCUGCGUUGUGUGGAAUGUCCAUCUUAGUUUUGUAAAAAAAAAAAAGGAAAGAAAGAAACAGCCCUCACUCUUUUGUGGUCCCUCAAAAUUGCUUGAUAUGCCUGUUAAUACAGCUGACCUUUUUGUUUUCUUCUCUUUUUGUCUCAAGAUUGUAUAUGAAGGAACCUUUUCUUCUCAGCUAACAGGUGUAUAAGGAAAACCAUCUAGAGGUUUUCUUUAGAAGUGACUCCCAUUAGCCUGGUGUGGUGGUGUGUGCCUAUAGUCCCAGCCACUAGGGAAGCUGAGGCAGAAGGAUCCCUUGAGCCUAGGAGGUUGAGGCUGAGUGAGCUAUGAUCGCAGGAGGCCACUCCAGCCUGAGCAACAGAGUGAGACCCUGUCUCUAAGUAAAGAAAAAGCCAGAAGUGACUCCCACUGCUUCUGUUGAUCAGCCAUAGGGCUUCCAUGGGUAGAAACUUGCAAGGGAGUUUGUAUUAGGCCUGGUCAUGGAGAGAUGAUGUACCAUCAAGGUAGACCCGUCUUCCUGAUGCACAUUUGCUGUGCGAGCCAGAGUACAGUCAUAGCACGGUAUUCGCAUUUCGUUUGUGCUGUCUUACCGAGACAACAAUCUAUACUGUUUUGGCAAGUUUGCAUUUUAGUAUUAAUGUACAACUAGGAAUUGUCCAAACAUCUGUUUACAGGUUGUAAAAAUCAACUUUGGUAUCAGUG
Molecule: messenger RNA, 4444 nt
Organism: Piliocolobus tephrosceles (Ugandan red Colobus)
Lineage: Eukaryota; Metazoa; Chordata; Mammalia; Primates; Cercopithecidae
Gene: MTMR9
Product: myotubularin related protein 9
Exons: 10
Coding region: 400-2049 (549 amino acids)
Biological process (GO): negative regulation of autophagy; phosphatidylinositol dephosphorylation
Cellular component (GO): cytoplasm
Molecular function (GO): protein phosphatase binding
Source: RefSeq, a predicted model, not a curated record